UGCCUUCUGAGAUGAGUUAUAGCCAUCUGCCGGAUUACAGCCAGUACGCAGCCAGUGAGAGCUUUAUUCUGUUUGAAUGAGGAAAACAUCGCGUCUGGCUGCCUGAAAGCUCUCACAUGGGGCCAAGGAAGGGGAAAAAUCGCUUCCUGAAAUGAUCCUCGUCACUAGCUGCUGUAUUGUUUGUUUGUUUUCCUCUCGAACGUAACAUCGCAUCGCGGGUUUUUUUUUUAAUUUAGCCUAUCUCGGAUCUUUUCAGGGUGUCGAUGAUGAUCAGCAAAGUUAAAAACGCGAUGUCCACUCUGGUGGGAGGGAUGAUGCCGCACGGACACCACCACCACCACAACCAUCACUCAGGUGGCGGCCAGACCUGCGGACCGGACAGCCUGCCGCCGCGCUUCCCCUACGGCCGGCCGGAUUUCUUGGACCUCACCCCGGAGCUCCUGCAGUACUCCACCGAGCACGCAUCGCGGCCGGUGCUCUCGUUAAAGAGAGACAGCAGGCUUCCGUGGCGGACGGGAUACGCAGAGGUGAUCAAUGCGGGGAAGAGCAUGCUGAAUGAGGACCAGGGCUCUUGUGAGAAGCUGUUCAUCAAGAAGCCGAGCGGCAAACACCGCAACUCUUCUAUGCUGGAGGACAACGGGGAUGGAACAGGAAUCCCCAUGCACUUCUGGGGCGUGUUUGACGGACAUGCAGGUUCUGGAGCCGCCAUCAUGGCCUCCAAGCUCCUUCACCGCCUCAUCAGAGACCGUUUGGGAGAAAUCUGCCACCUGCUGGAGAACCCCAGCAGCGCUCCUCCCAUCUGCCUGGCCAAGAACGGCAGCCCGUACCAGGCGGACACCAAGAAGGGGGCUGAAAAGGACAAUGAGGAUCCAGACGCCGUCACCGACUCCUCGGUGCGCUUUCACAUGGAGAAGGUUGUCAGUUUGGAGAGCCUGGUGAUGGGAGUCAUAGAGACCGCCUUCUCACAGAUGGAUGACCUAAUUGAAAAGGAGAAAACAUCCUAUGCCAUCUCUGGUGGGUGUUGUGCCUUAGCUGCCAUGCAUUUAAUGGGGAAGCUCUACGUGGCCAAUGCUGGAGAUAGCAGGGCCAUAAUCAUACGAAAUAAUGAAGUUAUUCCCAUGACGAAUGAAUUCACACCUGAGUCAGAGAGGCAGCGGCUACAGUAUCUGGGCUUCCUGAGGCCGGAGCUCCUGGGUAAUGAGUUCACUCACAUUGAGUUCCCUCGUAGGAUCCAGCACAGCGAGCUGGGGAAGAAGAUGCUCUACAGAGACCACACCAUGACUGGAUGGGCCUAUAAGACGAUCGUUGAGGAUGAUCUGAAGUUCCCUCUGAUAUAUGGAGAGGGGAAAAAGGCACGUGUCAUGGCAACAAUCGGAGUGACCCGUGGGCUGGGAGAUCAUGACCUGAAGGUGUACAACUCCAACAUUUACAUCAAGCCCUUCCUGUCCUGCGUCCCUGAGGUGAAGGUCUAUAACGCGGAUGAACACAAACACGGCCCAGACGACGUCUUGGUCAUGGGAACAGAUGGAUUGUGGGACGUAACGACGGACAGGGAAGUGGCAGAUGCUGUGUCAGCUUACUUAUCCUGCUGCGACCCCUCUGAUCCCAUGAGGUACACUCUGGCCGCCCAGGACUUGCUGAUGAGGUCACGAGGCGUGCUGAAGGAGCGCGGCUGGCGGUUACCCAACGAGAGACUGGGCUCGGGCGAUGACAUCACCGUGUUUGUCAUCCCGCUGGCCGGGCAGGAGUCAGAGACAUGACAAGGCGUCGCAGCGACCGCUGUGACGCUUUAGGGUCCUCUCCACGGUCCCUCCAGCCUCCCUAAAGCCCCGGACGGACCGGACGGGGCAGCGGGAGAAGAAAACACCUUUAUCAUCGGGAAGCCUCGGGCCUGAGCAGCACCUUCAUCAACCCAGACUGGACCCAGACUUCAACCCAACCCAGGAAACCCCAUAUCAUCCAGCUGGUCUCAGUAACAAAAUAUCUCCAGUGACAUUAUAAGAGAAGUCACACUCGUCCUCCCAGACCUGCUGUUUGUGACGGUUGCCAGUGAGAAUUAAACCCCCCGUAGUGUUUUCUGUUUCCUGUUUAUGUUCAAGACUGGACCGCGACUCAAUCCUUUGGAUGGAUUCUUCAUUUUCAUGUCAUGCCCUGAAUGUGACUCCUUUUGUACAAAAAAAAAAAAGAAGAAAAAAGAAUAAGGCCUCUUGCAGUUUCACAAUCAUAUAAUUUAGAGCUGAUUGCAGUAAAGAAUGUGAGGAAACCAAAGAUGCUGUUAUGGCAUAAGGAUGGGAUCUGUACAAUUAAAUAAAAACAUAAAAGACUGAGAGAAAAAAAAUCCUUAGAUUCAUGUCUGUACAUUAAAAGAUGCAUGUGGGAAGUUAAUUAAAAAAACAGUGGAAUGGACCUUUUUUUAGCACUGGACUCAAACAGAAUCAGUCUGUUCUGAUUUACUUCCUGUGUUAAUAACGAACGAAUGAAUGACGACACGAAAAGCACUUAAAGACUGUUGCACACGCUCUGUGGUAGCCUGUUGAUUUGUGAUUCACUGAAUGUGCUCAUAUAUAUAUAUAUAUAUAUAUAUAUAUAUAUAUACAGAUGCAUCUCAAUAAAUUGAAUUGUGAUGGAAAAGUCAGUUUCUAGUAGUUCAAGUCAAAUAGCACCAACCAAAUAUUGAGUCAUAUAGAUGGACAUACUUUUCAGAGACCAACAUUUCCAUAUUGAACAUACUUUUUAAAAUUGGUCUUUUGUAAUAUCCAAAUUUUUAAACACUGAAUUUUAGGUCUUUAUUAAAUGUAAUUAUAAUCAUAAUUAGAAGAAAUUAAAUGAAUUAAGACAUGCAAUGUUUUAUACUGUGUGUAAUGGAUCUAUAAAAUGUGUUAUUUUCACUUUUGGAAUUGAAUUACUGACAUAAA
Molecule: messenger RNA, 2915 nt
Organism: Centropristis striata (black sea bass)
Lineage: Eukaryota; Metazoa; Chordata; Actinopteri; Perciformes; Serranidae
Gene: ppm1j
Product: protein phosphatase, Mg2+/Mn2+ dependent, 1J
Exons: 10
Coding region: 264-1760 (498 amino acids)
Biological process (GO): protein dephosphorylation
Molecular function (GO): protein serine/threonine phosphatase activity
Source: RefSeq, a predicted model, not a curated record